AUGCCAGCAAUUCCCUUUGUUGCCUCUUUACUAGACCAUGUUCUUGUGCAUCGUGAUACUGCAUCGCCCCCUAACAUGACAGUGGCCGUAAGUCCAUCUCUCGAGGUUGUUUGCGCUUGGCCGGUUUCCGGUCAAUAUGGCCCGGGGACCCGAGUCUUAUACUAUGUCUUGGUUGUAGCCUGCGUGUUCGCUCGCAAAGUGGAAUGGAUUCGGAACGCUUGUCUGGCCGCUGUGUUACUUUUCCCCGCUAUCGCGGCUCUUCAUGGGAUUGUUCUUGCUGUGCUUCAUGUUGAGGGCGCUGUCGAUAUGGACGUUUACGGGGCGUUCCAGCUGUGCUCAAUCGGCAUCUUGACUGCUCCAGCGACCGUCAGGCUGUCCAAAACCUACUUCAACAACCCCGGUCGGGACAUCAUCUUUCUGUGGACAGUCCUUCUCCUGGUUGGGCUAAUAAGCUUGAUUGUGGAAUUCAUGCGCCUCGAACCCACUCGUUGCCCAAGUGAUGACCCGGCAAGCAUUCACUGGGCCAGGACAAGGGGCCCAAAUGGUGGUGAAUUUAAAUUUGACUCCAACUGUGGCCUCCUUUGUACCGAAAAUGAUCCAAUUUCACCGUUGCGACGAGGCGCAGCGGACAAUAUCUACGUUAUUCCAGUGCCUAGUGAGUUGACAUUCAAUGCUGCUACACUUAUUGCGGCUGCAUGUUGCAUCCCUGCCAUUUUGUCGUUGGUAUCGAUGUGGAUCAAAAUUUUGGACGAGAAGUUCUUAAAGGGAAAGUACAAACAGAAGCCGGAUGAACUCAUUGAGGGAACCAAUGGAGCUACCGUCAGCCACAUGACUGAUAUUACCAAAGUUAUAAAAAAAUGGUUAACUAUCCUCGGGUUACCGUUGUUUGCUGCAGCCGUGCUGGCAAUUCUCGUCAAAGGCGAGAUGAACUUUUGGAGUUUCCAAAUGAGGUACCAAACAGAGCCUAUACAAAGCAUUGGUCAAUGGGCGCCAGUUGUUGGUACUGCACUCGCUGUAUUGGGAUCACUGUAUCUCAUUUUCUCAGCGGAUAUAGAUGCCGUGGAUACUGAAGACGGACAACAAGAAGAGGGUACGGUGGAAAAAUGCCCGCAUUGCGACUGUGCUGUUUCAAACACCGGAAGCAGUUCCCGGCGAGGCUCUAGAACAAGUGACACCAAUACCGAGAUGGCGCCCAUACGCCGCCCUACCACCAAUACGCUACCAGACCUGGGAAGACGGGAGGUCGCCCGCAUCAUGAGUAAAGCAAGCGCUCUUCUUGCCGACAAAGCCCAUAAGCAAAUCGAGAAAGGGGGAUUUAAACGCAACGCGAAAACAACUUACCCCUUAACUCCAGGAGAAGAGUACAAAAACUCAAAACUCACCGAUCAGAUGGCCCAAUACCAAAGGUCAUCGACACCGGAUAACCGAUCAAGGGCUGCAAGUUUCAUAAGCACCACUGGUUCUGUGGAUAAUGGGGAAGGUAGCUCGAGGGCUAGGAGUCCAGCACGGCAUUCAGUGCCUGCCCGCGCUGUCUCGCGGCCGAUAACUGGUAACGGUCACUCAAACUCGCUCCCAAAUGGGGGAGUGCCUAGGGCAUCAACUUUGCAGUGUCCUCCUGCGGCAGUGUUUGGGGGAUGGCAAGGACAGUCGGAGUUUAACCCCGGCAACACCGGAUAUCCACCCGAUCUACCCCCGCCCGACACAACCCCAGAAACAGUCACACCCCGCGGGCGGCCUUCCAAGCGGCGUCGUGUAGCCAUUGCCUGCGACGCAUGUCGAACCCGCAAAUCCCGAUGUGACGGCAAGCGGCCCAGCUGCUCGCUAUGUCAGGAUUUGGGGUUUGAAUGUGUUUACACGCCGCCCCCAACGGCCGCUAAUGUUAUCGUGCAGAAAGACUAUCUGCACGGACUUGAAGAUAGAGUAAAGAGGCUUGAGGAGUCGCUUGGGGCUGUGAGGGGUGAUUUAGAUGCGUUGGCGAAAAAGGUUGAUCAUGGGCCCGAAGGAGAUAGGGACAGGCAGUCUGCUAUUUCCGGUCGAAAUGCUGGGGAGAGUCAGGAUGAGACGAGAAUUGCCGCACCGAUGCCUGGCUUGAUUGGGACAGAGGAUUCGGUCGAUGGUAUGGGUGCGGUGAUUUUUGCUGAUGAGGAGGAUUCCGGGUUCUUUGGCCCUUCUUCAAAUAUUGCAUUCCUUCGACAUUUGUCGAGCGCUAUUGUUCAACCGGGGUAUUUCCCUUCACCUGGCGCUGCUGAGGGUGGCUUCGUGAAUGCAUCGAGACCAUCAUCGCCACUACGCCAGACAGGUCAUGACCGGCGCAUGCAAGUAAAUAUUUUUGCUUUGCCGCUGCAGGCAAACACCCUGGAGCUUAUCGAGCGCUACUUCUCUAAUACGGGUUUGCUGUUUCCUUACAUAUACCCACCUGUCUUCCUGGACACAUAUCACCAGAUGGCACGGGAGAACUUCAGUCGGGUACGGAGAACCUGGCUUGGUUUGUUGAAUAUGGUGUUGGCUAUGGCUACUAUCACUGCCAUUCCUGGAAGUGCGAGUGCAGAUGCUCGGAUCGAAGAAUCAGAUGUCUUCUAUCAGCGUGGCCUUGGCUUGUGUGGGAGUGAAAUUAUGCGAGGGACAACGCUAGAAGUGGUUCAAUAUUUGCUCCUCAUGGGCCAGUACCUCCAAGGAACGCAGAAGUCAAUACAAGCAUGGACCGUCCAUGGAUUAGCCGUCAAAGCCGCUCUUCAGCUUGGAUUACAUUCACGGCAUGCAUCUAAAGUAUUUUCUCCAAUCGAGCAGGAGAUGCGAAAGAGAACUUGGUACGGCUGUGUGGUUUUAGACCGGACCCUGAGCAUGACUUUUGGCAGACCGGCGGCAAUUCCAGAUAGCUAUGUCAAGCUCGAGCUGCCCGCAAAACGGGAAUUCGAAAAUUCAACAGGACUUGUGGAUGACGAGACAGCGGCCUUGAGCGUCGCAUUCUUCAACUCGACAAUUGGACUCUAUAAACAGCUCUGGAAUAUCCUAGAGCUUCUUUAUGGCCAGAACAUCGGCUGCGAUGGUUCAUUACCAGUCGGCGAAACCGUAGCCCACAUCUUCAACUUGGAACAGCAGUUGUUCUCCUGGGAACGGUCGCUUGCCCAUCCAUUACAACUUAUAUCGUCGGCUAGCAUUGGGAAUUUGCCUUACGAGCAGAUGUCGUCUAAUUCCCAAUAUCUCUCGUUAAAGUUUCAAGUCAUUCUGACCUUGAGAUAUCUUAAUCUUCGAGUUUUGCUCCAUCGCCCAAUACUGGUCAAAUUCAUCACCGCAAGCAGGUCCACUGAUCGCGAUCCUCAAGAUAUGAGAUUAUUGCAGCAGAUAGGGAUGAAUAGCUUGCAAAUAUGCGCGGAUUCCGCGAUGGAGAUCAUUGAUAUCGUACAUCGCGUGGUGUCAGAACCUGGAUGGAAGCGCAGCCUCUUGGGAGCUUGGUGGUUCUCAUUAUAUUACACUUUUAACGCGGCGCUGGUCCUCAUCGGAGUGUAUUGGGUCUACCGUGAUACCAGCCUAACAAGUUCCCCGAUGACAGACCAAGCAAGCAAAGCCAGACAAUAUCCCGGCCGUGCAGUAGCAGCACUUUCUAGGCUCGAUGAAGGAAACCGGUUGAUUGAUCGAUGUCGGUAUUACUUGGAACAAUUUAGCAAGGUCUUGGACGAUCCUGAAACGAACUUCGAUGCCUCGACCACUAUCCUUCCUGCCCUCCAUGUUACUCGGUCAGGCCUUACAGGGGACGACUUUAGUCUCUCGCCAUUUGGUAUGGAGAUUGGCGAGUUCAUGAUGGAUGGGGAUCUUGUCGCGAUGAUGGAUCGUCAGGGACUUCUUCCCGCAGAUCCCAAUUCGACCUUUACAGCUUGA
Molecule: messenger RNA, 3876 nt
Organism: Penicillium griseofulvum
Lineage: Eukaryota; Fungi; Ascomycota; Eurotiomycetes; Eurotiales; Aspergillaceae
Product: putative C6 transcription factor
Exons: 12
Coding region: 1-3876 (1291 amino acids)
Biological process (GO): positive regulation of transcription from RNA polymerase II promoter by galactose; DNA-templated transcription
Cellular component (GO): nucleus
Molecular function (GO): DNA-binding transcription factor activity, RNA polymerase II-specific; zinc ion binding; RNA polymerase II cis-regulatory region sequence-specific DNA binding
Source: RefSeq, a predicted model, not a curated record